Messenger RNA from Lates calcarifer (barramundi perch), 1111 nucleotides. Its product is annotated as protein MFI. Bases 76 to 966 code for a protein of 296 amino acids. The transcript is spliced from 9 exons. NCBI's taxonomy places the organism in Eukaryota, Metazoa, Chordata, Actinopteri, Centropomidae. Gene Ontology annotation, molecular function: protein binding. The record is from RefSeq and is a predicted model, not a curated record.
CUGUGACCACGUCGCUAGGCAACCUGAAAGAAUCGGUCAGCUGGUGAUUUAUUGACAGAGGAAAAUAAAGAAGUCAUGAGCUUACAGGAGGGAAGCUCUGAGAAUCCAGAGCAGGAUCCGGAGGAGGAUCCACUGCAGCAGACAGCAGCCAGGAUGAUUCAGAGGGCCUGGAGAAGAUAUGUGUACAGAGAGGUCUUCAGGUAUUUCAAACAGUUGAUCAGCCAGUUUAACCAAGGGGAUCCACAGAAGAUCCUGAAACCUGUCAAUCCUCGAGAGGCGGAGCUGCUGGAUGCUGCUGCUGGGGUCUUCAUGAGGUUUAGACUCGGAGGGGUCACCUUCCCUCCCAACAUUUACUACAAGAUCUUCACCCACCGGCCCAUCACUGAUGUGUGUGCCAGCAGCCCCAGGGACUACACGCAGCUGGGCCUGAAGCAGCCUGUGGCCCGGCAGACCAACACCCGCUGGCCUGUGGUGCAGGAGGACCGGUCAGGGUGGUACCGGAGAAUGGAGCACAACAGCUGGAGACUGUUCUGCAGCAAGGUGGUUCCCAUCACUGAGCCCAGAGAGAUUGGAGUAAACAAAAAGAUGGACUUUCAUUACUCCAAGCUGCAAAGGCAGCAGGAUGUGGACAGGUGGAGGAAGAGGAGGAAGAUUGAGUGGCUGAACCAGAUGUAUAACCAUGUUCGUCUGCAGACUCACUCAGUGCAUCGACACAUGGCUACCCUGGUGGGGACCUCAGCCCAGGAAGUGAUGGACACUGCAGAAGAGAAGGGGGGUGAUGAGAUGGAGGAGUGCGAGCUGGAUGAGCUCCUGGCCUGGACCACCACCCUCAGCUUUGAGGAGUACAUGCAGGAGUGGAGACAUCUGGCCUGCAGUCUCUCCUCUGAGCCCAGCACAGACCUUCAUCCAGGUCCACCUGGGUCAGAGGAGUUUCCCGGUGUGGCAGAUGAAGAUAGAGGAGAAUAAAAUCAUUAUGUUAAAACCAAACCAGCAGCCAUGUUCACUUCAGAGCAGACACAUUAUUAUCUGCAGUUUCAGGGAUUUGUAUCAUCUGUACCAUCAACUCAUUGCCUCUGCUUUAUACUCACAGAAUAAAGACACUUCAUUGUGA